AUGGCGGCGGCGGCGGAGGGCUCCUAUCCGGCGCCCCUGGGGCCGCGGCAGGCGCUGCGAUGCCUCUUGGCGCUGCUGGCGAUGGCGGCGCCGCCGGCCGGAGCGCGACUAUACCAAGCCGGCGUGGACCCGGUGUGGGUGCUGGAGGGCGGCGCGGUGCGUGAGGCGCUGCGGGACUCGGCCUCGGCCUGGCUGGUGCAGUUCUACUCCUCGUCCUGCGGGCACUGCGUGGCUUUCGCGCCCACCUGGCGCGCCUUGGCGGGAGACGUCCACGAGUGGGAUCCAGCAAUCAGGAUUGGCGUGCUGGAUUGUGGAGAUGAGAAAAAUUACGAACCGUGCAAAGAGUAUGGAAUUCAGUAUUAUCCCACUUUCAGGUAUUUCAAAGCGUUUACCAAGCAGUUUACAGUUGGAGAAAAUCAUCACGCAACCUCAGAUCGGGAUCUUCAGACCAUCCGCCAAACCAUGAUUGAUUUUCUCCAGAACCAUUCCCGAGAAGCAAAACCACCAGCGUGUCCCACUUUGGAGCCAACUCUGCCAGAAGAAGUAUUUUCCCUUUUCAAUAAACACAGUCAGCAUUAUACUGCCAUCAUUUUUGAAAGCGGGAGCUCCUAUCUAGGCCGAGAGGUAAUCUUGGACCUGGGUCAGUAUGAAAACAUGGCUAUCAAACGGGUUCUAAAUUCUGAGACCGCUUUACUUGAAAAACUUGGUAUUACUUCGGUCCCUUCGUUGUACCUGGUUUAUCCCAAUGGAUCCCAUGGAUUAAUUAACAAUUUGAAGCCUCUUCGGUCUUUCUUUUCUUCCCAUUUAAAGUCACUGCCGGGAGUUAGAAGGAAACUCACUUCCCCACUCCCACUUCUCCAGCAAAAGAGGCCAGGAAACACAGACGUCAAGGAAUGGAAAGAGUUCGACCAGUCCAAAUUAUACAUGGCUGACCUUGAAUCUGGGCUGCAUUAUUUGUUCAGGGUGGAACUUGCCACCCACAAAACCCUAGAAGGCCCUGAGCUGAGGACCUUGAAAGACACCGUUCUUCUCCUGGCCAAGGUGAACCCUCUCCGCCUUCUCGUUGGGUUUUUGCAGCCUGCGGUAAAUCACGCUGAGCAGGGACUCUUCUUAAGCUCCAGGACUCGCCUAAUAAAAUGGAGGUCUGAUGAAUUUAUGGGGAAGGAGAAGACGAGAUUCCUGUUUGGAGGCCAAAUGGCCCAUUCAGAAAGCCUGACAGGCGAUUUGAGCGAAGACCCCCAGUUCCCCAAAGUGCAGUGGCCCACCCUGGCCCUUUGCCCCGCGUGCCACAAGACGACCCAAGGGCCCGCUGCCUGGGACAAGACGCAGGUGCUCCAGUUCCUGAAACAGCAUUAUGGCAGCCACAACCUCGUCCACACCUACCUCGAAGAAGCCGACAACGCCGAAGGACAAGAGACACAAGAUGGAGGAGAAGGAUUUCCAAAGGAAGCCGCUCCGGAGGCCAACAAGGGCCGAGAUCCACAAGAGUCCUUGGGCUCCAAGUCCAAAGGCUUGGACCACGGGAGAGCCAAGGAGGACUCCGUGAUCGAUCCAGGGAAAAGGCCGGGUGGCUCAGUGGUAGAGCAGGAAAGGAAGCAGGCGGUGUCGUUCCUGGGAGUGGGCUUCUCCAGUAUCGACAUGAGCCUCUGCGUCGUCCUCUACGUAGCGUCGUCUUUAUUUUUAAUGAUCAUGUUCUUUUUCUUCCGCGUGAGAUCCAGGCGCUGGAAAGUGAGACACAACCGUCCCCACGUAUAACGGAUCCAUCGGAAAUCAUGUUUCAGCCUGGAAACGGCUCUCUCCUGCUCGCCUGCCACUCGGGUAGCAGGGAAUCAGGGAUUUUUUCUCUCUCUCUCUUUUUUACAGCGCAAUGUUUUAAAUUUCACGAGACCGUGCCAUUGUUCCUCAUUCACUGUUGAACUGCUUCUCUGCUGUUGGACACUUUGAAUUUGGAACGGUGUAGAAAAAGGUGUUUUUUUCUGAAGAAAUUAAAACGGUUCCGGUGAUGUUUUUCCUGGGGUUAC
Messenger RNA from Thamnophis sirtalis, 2021 nucleotides. The record is from RefSeq and is a predicted model, not a curated record. NCBI's taxonomy places the organism in Eukaryota, Metazoa, Chordata, Lepidosauria, Squamata, Natricidae.